Messenger RNA from Caenorhabditis briggsae, 900 nucleotides. The coding region runs from base 1 to 900 and encodes 299 amino acids. The record is from RefSeq and is a predicted model, not a curated record. Gene Ontology annotation, molecular function: ATP binding; protein kinase activity. The transcript is spliced from 4 exons. NCBI's taxonomy places the organism in Eukaryota, Metazoa, Nematoda, Chromadorea, Rhabditida, Rhabditidae. Gene Ontology annotation, biological process: protein phosphorylation.
AUGGAAUAUGUAGAGAGAGAAUUUGGCGAGCCAGAGUUCCAAAAAGGCGUUUCACCCGAACGAGCGAAGAAAUAUUUUGAAGACCUCAUUUGCGGAAUAAGCUUCAUGCACGGAAAGCUCUUUGUUCAUUGUGACAUUAAGCCCGCAAAUUUGCUGUUGACCAAAAAUGAUGUACUAAAAAUCGCAGAUUUCGGACUGUCGGUAUCCAUCCUCGCCGACGAGUAUAUCAAGAGCCACAGAGGAACAAGGUACACAAUGUCACCGGAAAUGGUAGAGGUGGACAAAUUCGUUCAUGGAAGAUCCGCUGAUGUCUGGUCGAUCGGAGUGAUGCUGAUGUACUUUUUUAUUGGUAUGCUACCAUUCAAUGAAGCCACUUCUGAAUGUGAUUUCUACAUGUCCUGGAUCGCCGGCGAAAGCAGCGUCAAGCUCCCUUGGCAAAAGAUUGCAAAAGAACCGAUGGAUCUCAUUCGAAAAAUCCUGGUGGUUGAUGUAAAAUCGAGAGCAACCUUAAAAAGUAUUUCAAAAGAUCCCUGGAUCAUGGGAGGAGAGGAUCAAGUUAAGGACGUGAAGAAACCAAGAUUCAAGAAAGUCAAAGCUGAGAAGAAGAAGGUCCAAGUACAGAAAGUUGAGAAAGCAAUCAAAGAAAGCGCCAAAGAUCCAAAAUCAGCUGCAACUCAUCAAAAGAAGAAUGUUACCAAGCAGAGAAAACAGGAGAAAAAAGCUACAGAAGAUUUGAAUGAUUUGAAAGAUGAAAAGCCCGAAAAAAUUCCAAAAAGACAGCCAGAGAAGAGGAAGCAGGAUAAGGAAGAUGCGGAAAAUGCGGGAGAUGCAGAAAAUUUGAAAAACAGGCAUGGACCAUCGAAACGUCAAAGGGUGCCAAAAAGACAAUGGGCAGAAUAA